Molecule: messenger RNA, 1845 nt
Organism: Aspergillus chevalieri
Lineage: Eukaryota; Fungi; Ascomycota; Eurotiomycetes; Eurotiales; Aspergillaceae
Product: telomere-binding alpha subunit central domain protein
Exons: 4
Coding region: 1-1845 (614 amino acids)
Biological process (GO): regulation of telomere maintenance via telomerase; telomere capping
Cellular component (GO): nuclear telomere cap complex; chromosome, telomeric region
Molecular function (GO): G-rich strand telomeric DNA binding; telomerase inhibitor activity
Source: RefSeq, a predicted model, not a curated record
AUGGUACCACCAGGCUACGUGGAUAUUACCACGGCCCUAUACUCCAGAGGCUCCGUGAACGUGAUUGGGGUUGUUGUCGAUGUCUUUGGCGAUGUCUUCAAGACAGGUGGUUCAUCCGUGUGUAUCACAUUUACCCUAAAAGACAUAAACCUGGACAACGGGCAUUCUUGGGACGGACUGAAAAUCAAGUAUUUCAAUGAUGAUCGAGCAUCAUUACCUCCGAUCAAGGAGCGCGACGUUGUGCUCUUACAAGGUCUCCGAGUACGGACAUUCAACGGGAAGACAAUCGCAGUUGCUUCCCAGCAUGAGACAGUUCCGUGGGCCAUUUACCGGCAAGAGUCGGACGCAAGAACCACCGCGUCACCAAUCUCCGGUCCAAAGCCUUUUGAGCCAUCUAAUUUGGAAAAGAAAUAUGCACUAGCGCUGCUGAAACGCGCCUCUUCGGUUGAUGCCACUGGCCAUCUGCGUGCUGUGGAGGCUUAUAGGAGCUCUCAAGUGGUUCAAGCUUCUGUGUCCAAUCCGAAACCUGGCGGGAAGCAGUUUGCUCUUAUCAAGGACAUCGUGGCGCGCACAUAUGUGAUCCUCGUUUGCGAAGUUCUCAGCAUUAGCGACAAUGACAGUGAAAAGGUUAUCAUCGAUGUCACUGAUUAUACUCCUAAUGAUGGUUUGUCGGAUGGAGGGGCAGAUGAUGGCGACGGCCGUGAAGGAGACAGCUUUAAUUACUUGACACGCCCGAAGAGGAAGCGUAACGGGCCUUUAGGACGUAUGACGCUUCGGAUAACGCUUUGGGACCCGCAUGCUGCCUUCGCUCGCGUAAACAUCCGACCAAAUCACUUCGUUUACUUAAAUAAUGUGCACGUUAAGCGGGGUCGUAUCUAUGAUAAUUUGGAAGCCAGUAUGCAUACUGAUCGUCAUUACCCGGACAAAAUCUGUAUCACGAAAGUGAGCCCUUCAAGCGACGAACGAGCGCGUGCAUUACUAGAUCGCAGGAAGGAGUAUUGGGCAAAAUACUACAGCAAAGAAGAUGUCCAGGAAGAAAAUUCAGAGAAGUCCGCGGGCUCUAAAAAGGCCAAGCAGAACAAAGGACAGAAAAAGCAGGAAAAGAAAAAGGAGGAAGGCCAGAAGCCGCUUGAGAUUAGCAGGAAGAUCCGCUUGAAUGAACAUAUCAAAGCCAUGAAUGUUUCUGUCAAAUGCAAACGACUGGAGGAUAUUUUGACAAACAAAUCCCACGAAUAUAAAACCCCCGAGGGCAUCGAAUACCGUCUUCCAUUCCAAAACAUUUGCUACCGAUCAGAUAUCCGCGUGGUCGACUUUUUCCCGCCCAACCUGGAAGACUUUGCCGUGCCCGAAGAACCCGAUAACGGUAAAUUAGUUGCAUCUGAUGGUGAAGAACUUGAUAUUUCCAGUGAUUCAAGAAGUUUCAUUAGGUGGGAAUGGCGAUUUUGUCUUCUCGUCGAGAAUUCCACCCCUCCGGGCCCAGGUGUCCCUAAUGAGAGGAUACGCCUUUAUGUCUCCGGACCAGAUGCCGAGUGUCUACUGGGUCUAGAUCCCGUCGAUCUACGAAGGAAGAAGUCAUCAUUGCGUGAACUACGAGAAAGGCUUUUCAUCCUAUGGGGCGAUCUCGAAGAACGUAAAUCACAAGCCGCCGCUGAAGGUAAAACUGACCCCCAGAGCUGGGGUCCUGUGUCCUCCGUUCCAUUUACGUGCUGUAUCAAAGAGUACGGUGUGAGAUGCUCGCAUGGCGAUGGUGAAGAUGCAGAUCACUCUCAGCUUGGUUGUAAGUUUGAGGGCUGUUUCGGUUGGGAGAGGAGAUUUGGAAUGUUUCAGACAACAAUCCAUUCAUAG